GCUCCCCUCUCCCAGCUCCGCCCCUCCAGCUCCGCCCCCUCCAGCUCCUCUUAGCUCCGCUCCUCCCGGUGUCGGCCAGUCGCGCUUUCCAGCUUUCGCCACAGGCUCCCGAGUUACCGCCGCCUCCGCCGCCCCGCGCCGCCUGGAGCCCCGCGCCUGACCAUGCCCAACAUCGUGCUCUUCAGCGGCAGCUCGCACCAGGACCUGUCCCAGCGCGUGGCCGACCGGCUGGGCCUGGAGCUGGGCAAGGUGGUCACCAAGAAGUUCAGCAACCAGGAGACCAGCGUCGAGAUUGGCGAAAGUGUGAGGGGAGAAGAUGUGUACAUCAUCCAGAGUGGCUGCGGAGAAAUCAACGACAACCUGAUGGAACUCCUCAUCAUGAUCAACGCCUGCAAGAUCGCGUCAUCCUCCAGGGUGACCGCUGUGAUCCCGUGCUUCCCCUACGCCCGCCAAGACAAAAAGGACAAGAGUCGUGCUCCGAUUUCGGCGAAACUCGUGGCCAAUAUGCUCUCGGUCGCUGGGGCGGAUCACAUCAUCACCAUGGACCUGCAUGCCUCUCAGAUCCAGGGGUUCUUUGAUAUCCCUGUGGAUAACUUGUACGCGGAGCCCGCGGUCCUGCAGUGGAUUCGGGAGAACAUCACCGAGUGGAGAAACUGCAUCAUUGUUUCACCUGACGCCGGGGGCGCCAAAAGGGUCACGUCAAUCGCAGACAGGUUGAAUGUGGAAUUUGCCUUGAUUCACAAGGAGAGGAAGAAGGCGAAUGAAGUGGACCGGAUGGUGCUGGUGGGCGACGUGAAGGACCGCGUGGCCAUCCUUGUGGAUGACAUGGCCGACACGUGUGGCACCAUCUGCCACGCUGCGGACAAGCUACUCUCGGCCGGAGCCACCAAAGUUUAUGCUAUCCUUACCCAUGGGAUCUUUUCUGGGCCAGCUAUUUCCAGAAUAAAUAAUGCUGCCUUUGAGGCUGUUGUUGUGACAAACACUAUUCCCCAAGAGGACAAAAUGAAACACUGCUCCAAGAUUCAGGUUAUUGACAUUUCGAUGAUCUUGGCCGAGGCGAUUCGAAGGACCCACAACGGUGAAUCUGUGUCUUACCUGUUCAGCCACGUCCCACUGUAAAUCCAGGAUGUGAGGUGUGGAAGCAAGCCUGCUCUGGCUUCUGACUUGCGUGCAUUUGUCUGAUUUAUUAGCUUUAGGACUAAGCAGUUACAUUAAUGCAAAAGCAUCAGAUCUUUGUAUACUCCGAGGUCCGCUGGUUUUCCCCCUCUUAAAGCUCUCGACCAUUUAUUUUCAGUUUGGUGGGGAGGGCAGUGGUUAUUUGAUCAUUAAGUGAACAGUCUUAAAUGAGAAAUGUUUUUGUUAUCGUGAUUUGUUCUGGUAGGUGACCUUUUUUUCCUUUGUUCUGUCAGUGCUUUGAGGCCACAGCUUUCAAGUUUAUAAUUCCAUUGUGGAAGUUCAUAGUUUAUGUAUUUCAGGGUUACCAAAGGUCAGCUCAGAUUAAAGCCUCUGUGUAAAUAUAAAAUGAUAAUGCCUAUGGACAUCCGGGUGAAACCCUGUAGAGAAUUAGCCUUUUGCUUCUAAGUGAACCUUAGAGAAUUUAUAAUACCCUGAAUUUUGAGUAUUUGUUUUAGUGAUCAGGUUUCCAAUAAACCAUUUUGGUUAUUAUGCUUAAUUUGGACCAAAUUUUAUGUAGCUGAAGAUGGCCACUGACACGUUUAUUUCUGGUAAACAUUAGACAUAUCAGAGGCAAUGUAGUUCGGUAUUUUUUUAUUGCCACUUCUAAAAAUCAUAACUGUCACUUAUCUGAAAUACCUUGUUCUAAAAUUCCAAAAUUAGGUUCGGCAAUAGAGCUGACUGAGAAACUGUUUUGAGAUAGUCUGCAAGUUCACUGUCACAUUCAUGCUGUGUCCAUCCCAGAUACACCUCAUGUCCUGCCAUCUUGUUUUUUUUUAAUGUCCUGUUUUUAGCUCUAGCUUUUACUUUGCCUUUUUUCCAAGAGUUUCAUGUUGUGGAUUUCCAUCACAACAAAGGCUUCUUCCCUAAGUCCCCUCACAUUUACUGGUCUGAUGUCUGUUUUGCUUUUGACGUGAGAAAAAGGUGAAUUGUU
Molecule: messenger RNA, 2107 nt
Organism: Physeter macrocephalus (sperm whale)
Lineage: Eukaryota; Metazoa; Chordata; Mammalia; Artiodactyla; Physeteridae
Gene: PRPS2
Product: phosphoribosyl pyrophosphate synthetase 2
Exons: 7
Coding region: 163-1119 (318 amino acids)
Biological process (GO): purine nucleotide biosynthetic process; ribonucleoside monophosphate biosynthetic process; 5-phosphoribose 1-diphosphate biosynthetic process
Cellular component (GO): cytoplasm; ribose phosphate diphosphokinase complex
Molecular function (GO): ATP binding; magnesium ion binding; ribose phosphate diphosphokinase activity
Source: RefSeq, a predicted model, not a curated record